UAAAACCGGAAGUGGCGUAAUAUUUGUGCUGCCAUCAGGUAGGUGGCUAGCAACUCCGCGUUUUCCAAGUUAUAAUAAAUAUAUUUAUUUAUGAGCCGUGACUUGAUACGUUACUGAUUUAAGGAUUACUGCCCCUACUAGAAUGCGGGAUCAUCUAAAUAGCUAGAACUCUAUGAAAAGGACAGAAACAGAGCGAGCAAGCUAAUAGAAGUACUAGCAUCGUUAGCAUAGGUGUGUGGCUGUUUUGUUUGCUGCAGUGCUGUUAACGUCAGAAGCUGGCCUUUAUUGAUAAAGCACCGUAUAUGGAUCCUCACAUCAGUGUGAAAGACGAACCCACUAGUGAUGAUGACGUUGCACACAGCUGGUGCAACCCUGUCCAGCCCUCACAAAUGGACUACAGUCAUGAAGGUGCUGUUAAUAAGUCUGAGUUGGAACCAGAUGACCUUCCAGGCCUCAGGGAGGCAAGAAAACCAACAUUCAAUGUGAUUGUCAAAGAGGAGGAGGAAGAUGAGGAUGAUGAUGAGGACAUGGUUGACCGAGGUUCAGACACUGACUACACACCAAGUCCCGCUGUGGUAGUGAAGGUGGGAGAACCCAAAGCACCAAAGAAUAAGAACACAGUAAAGAAACUUCACCAGUGCCCCGACUGUGGUAAAACCUUUGAGAGGCUGUCGCGUCUGAAGAGGCACGAGCCAUCACACUUGAGGAAGAGCAAGCACCCGUGCCCUGACUGCAACCAGUCUUUGGCAACCUCUCAGUCCUGAAGAAACACAGGGCAACACACAAGAGCACCGAGAAGCUGACUCACCAGUGUCAACAAUGUGGCAAGACGUUUGAGAAGCUAUCGCGCCUC
Molecule: messenger RNA, 853 nt
Organism: Oncorhynchus keta (chum salmon)
Lineage: Eukaryota; Metazoa; Chordata; Actinopteri; Salmoniformes; Salmonidae
Product: zinc finger protein 449-like
Exons: 4
Coding region: 303-764 (153 amino acids)
Source: RefSeq, a predicted model, not a curated record